AUGACUGAGGCUCCUGCCACCACCAAGCAACUGCAUCUGGCUACUGAUGCCCAUGUUCAGUACAUUCAGAGCCUCGACACCCACAAAGAUGAGCUUGAUUACUGGCUGACUGAGCACCUGCGUCUCAACGGCGUUUAUUGGGGACUCACGGCUCUUCACCUUCUCGGCCAUCCCGAUGCACUCCCUCGCGACGAAACUCUCGACUUUGUCUUGUCGUGUCAACAUGAGAGCGGGGGAUUCGGAGCAGCGCCCGGCCACGACGCCCACAUGCUCUCUACAGUAAGUGCUGUACAGAUUCUAGCCAUGGUCGACGGCUUCGAUGAACUAGACCGCCGCGGCAGGGGUAAAGCUCAGGUUGGCAAAUAUAUCGCCCAGCUGCAGAACCGCGAAACGGGAACAUUCUACGGCGAUGAAUGGGGCGAGGAAGACACGCGCUUUCUUUAUGGAGCCCUCAAUGCGCUGUCACUCCUGGAGCUCACCUCGCUGGUAGAUGUAGUGCGAGCAGUCUCGUACGUCGCGUCCUGUGCCAACUUUGAUGGCGGAUAUGGCGUGCGACCUGGUGCGGAGUCGCACUCGGGCCAGAUCUUCACAUGCGUCGCUGCCUUGGCGAUCGCAAACCGGCUCGACCUAGUUGACCAGGAGAAGCUGGGGCAGUGGCUCAGCGAGAGACAAGUCCCUGGCGGCGGGUUGAAUGGCCGGCCGGAGAAGAAGGAAGACGUGUGUUACAGCUGGUGGGUGUUGAGUAGCCUGUCGAUCAUCGGCAGGAUCCACUGGAUUGAUCGCGAUGGUCUCACUCAGUUCAUCCUUCAGUCCCAAGAUACCGACAAGGGUGGCAUCGCAGAUCGACCUGGUGAUAUGGUCGAUGUGUGGCACACCUGCUUCGGUGCGGCUGGGCUCAGCUUGCUCGGGUACCCCUCCAUGGAAGAGGUUGACCCCGUUUAUUGCAUGCCAAAGGCCGUCAUCAAGCGAAUACUGGGUUGA
Molecule: messenger RNA, 981 nt
Organism: Emericellopsis cladophorae
Lineage: Eukaryota; Fungi; Ascomycota; Sordariomycetes; Hypocreales; Bionectriaceae
Product: Geranylgeranyl transferase type-2 subunit beta-like protein
Exons: 2
Coding region: 1-981 (326 amino acids)
Biological process (GO): protein geranylgeranylation
Cellular component (GO): Rab-protein geranylgeranyltransferase complex
Molecular function (GO): Rab geranylgeranyltransferase activity
Source: RefSeq, a predicted model, not a curated record